Messenger RNA from Varroa destructor (honeybee mite), 1963 nucleotides. It is a transcript of the gene wuho, whose product is annotated as tRNA (guanine-N(7)-)-methyltransferase non-catalytic subunit wuho. Gene Ontology annotation, molecular function: protein binding. Gene Ontology annotation, cellular component: cytosol; tRNA methyltransferase complex; nucleus. Gene Ontology annotation, biological process: tRNA modification; RNA (guanine-N7)-methylation. The record is from RefSeq and is a predicted model, not a curated record. NCBI's taxonomy places the organism in Eukaryota, Metazoa, Arthropoda, Arachnida, Mesostigmata, Varroidae.
UCGACAAAAUAUUAUGGAAAGAUUGGGCCCGCAAAUGCGCAUUGUCCUCUCUGUAGAUUUCAACAUUGGGUUUGCAUAGAAACUCACGUGUUACAUUGUUGGCUGCUGAAUAGCACAACUGUUUGCGGCUGUGUCAGGAAGUGGAGUGAGAUGUCCGCGUGGAUUCAAACAACUAAUGAUUUCAUCUUAUUGGGCGUUGAGAACAAACUAUGGCUUGUAAAGAAUAUAUCUACAUGCAUGUCUUCCAAACUUUUAACUGCGGGAGAACACGAUAUCGAUCAAAACGAUGGGUCCUCAUGUAUCACGGAGCUUGCAUUGCCUUUUUCAAAGUCCAGCCCGGCGUCUCAACAUAUAAGAAACGAGAAUAGAACAGAAAAUUCAAAAACUGAUAAUACCGUAGGACAGGGGGAAACGCGUGAAGUGGCCUAUCCUCAGACGCCGACGGAAACAAUGGGUAUCGACGACGGAUUAGGCCAGGCGGUAGAGGAGAGUGGAAAACAAACUAAGCCAGCCCAUUUAACAAGUGUGCACAUGCCAGUCUGUCAAAGCUAUGUGUUGGCAUGUACAUCUGAUAAGAGACUCCUCGUUUGGGCUCAGAAAGACCGAUGUGGCAGUUUCCCGACGAGCAAUCAGUGGGAACUUCACUCAGAACGAAAAACUCCUCGGAAAUGUGUGCAGGUUCGACUAACGGGACAAGUACCACCUAUGAUUCUCGUUGCCGACAGAGCUGGAGACGUAUAUGAGUUUUCCCUCGACGACUCGAAGGCGCCUCCGAAUCUGCUCAUGGGACGAAUGUCAAUGUUGCUUGACAUGGCUCUCAGUCCAUCGGACGAUUUCCUUGUCGUGUGCGACCGUGACGAAAAAAUUGUGGUUUCCCAUUAUCCGGAGGCGUAUAAUAUCAUAGCAUUUUGCCUUGGACAUCGUCGGUUUGUAACUUCCAUCGAACUGCUACCAAAUCAUCCGAACCGGCUGGUAUCAGUUAGUGGGGAUGGCCUCCUUAUUUUAUGGAAUCUUGAAGCUGGUGGAGUUCAGUUGGCAUCCGCCAAUUGUUGGGCUGAGGCUCAGACUGUUGAUCAAUUGCUACCCUUCGAACAGUUUCACUCACGUAAAGAUGACCAAGACGUCCGACCUCCGCUAAAGAAGGUAUUGUGCCAGAAAAACCUGGUGGCUGUUUUAUACUACCGUGUUCCGUACGUGCACAUAUUCCGGUGUGACGGUUCAUCGCUGGUCAGCUGCGGAGGCGUUGUCACUGAAGCAGCUGUAUGGAGUGCUGCCAUUGAUAAUUGCUUGAGGCUUUGGGUGCUGACACCAUCACUGUCUGUAUUUCAGUUGGAUCAAUCUGGCAAACACUACUCAGUUAAUCUCCCAUCAGGGCUUACUUUAAGUAUGCGUAAGGCGCUCAGUCCUCUUGAAGGUGUUACUGAAGUCGACCCCGAUCUGGAUGUUCUUUUCAAACAAUGGUUUGAUAACGUUGAGGAGUACUUCAAACGUAAAAGACGGCGUGAAGAAAUUCAAAGAAGAAACAACGUAAAAAGUACUACGGAAAAGAUCUAGCAACGAUAUUGAGACGCAUGCGUUAAUAAACCUGUGAAUGACAAAGAAUCGCAGAAAUGAUUUAAUGAAUAACUGCUAAGCGAACGAAGCAUACCAAACUUGCUGAUUCCAGAAAACCAACUAUUUUAUUUACAACCAAACUAUGUGUUUGCUCUGACAUUGUGAAUGUUUUUGGCACUAGAAUUGAAAGUACACGAUAAGAAGAGGCGUUGGAAAUGUCGUCCCGUUUAUCUUCUUCAUAGCAUACUUUUCUUAUUAAAGCGUAUUUUCGAUGGUGCUUGAGCAGAGCCCUCUCAGUCUAAAAAGUAGGUAUUAUUUGUAAAUACGGUCGUACCAUAAAAAUCUGUAAUCCAUAUGAAGGACUGUCAUAAAUGUGAAUCCAUAAUAAAAUAGCAUGUUACUGUUGAAG